This is a messenger RNA of Helicoverpa armigera (cotton bollworm), 1176 nucleotides long. It is a transcript of the gene Pglym, whose product is annotated as phosphoglycerate mutase 1. The coding region runs from base 94 to 861 and encodes 255 amino acids. Gene Ontology annotation, biological process: glycolytic process. Gene Ontology annotation, molecular function: intramolecular phosphotransferase activity. The transcript is spliced from 5 exons. The record is from RefSeq and is a predicted model, not a curated record. NCBI's taxonomy places the organism in Eukaryota, Metazoa, Arthropoda, Insecta, Lepidoptera, Noctuidae.
CAAGUAGAGGUCACUUAGGUUAUUUACGUCAAAAGGAAAAUUGAACAGAAAUCGGCUUCAAUAUCGCCGGUUGAGUAAAUAAAAUUAACGAAAAUGCCUGCGAAAUACAAGAUUGUUAUGAUUCGCCACGGCGAAAGUGAGUGGAACCAGAAAAACCUUUUCUGUGGAUGGUUUGAUGCCGACCUGAGCGAUAAAGGACGCGAGGAAGCCGUUGCUGCAGGCAAGGCUUUGAAAUCCGAAGGAUAUGAAUUCGACGUUGCCCACACCUCAGUGCUGAAACGCGCUCAAAUCACCCUGAACACCAUCUUGAAUGAAAUUGGGAAACCUGAUCUGCCCGUAGAGAAGACCUGGCGACUAAACGAGAGGCACUAUGGUGGUCUCACUGGUCUUAACAAAGCGGAGACUGCUGCCAAGUACGGUGAAGCCCAAGUUCAAAUCUGGCGUCGUAGCUUCGACGUUCCUCCCCCACCGAUGGAGAAGGACCAUCCUUAUUACGAUACCAUCGUAAAGGACCCCCGCUAUGCUAGCGACCCAAAACCUGAAGAGUUUCCCAUGUUCGAGAGCUUGAAGCUCACUAUUGAGAGGACACUGCCUUACUGGAACAAUGUUAUUGUUCCCCAGAUUAAAGCUGGAAAGAGAAUUAUUAUCGCUGCCCACGGCAAUAGCCUUCGGGGUAUUGUUAAGCAUUUAGAUGGUCUGAGCGACAGCGCCAUCAUGGAACUGAACCUGCCAACUGGCAUUCCAUUCGUAUACGAGUUAGAUGAGGACAUGAAACCAGUCGAUUCCAUGGUCUUCCUUGGUGACGAAGAAACUGUAAAGAAAGCGAUGGAAGCCGUUGCUUCCCAAGGCAAGGCCAAGUAAAUAUUAAGUCAAAUCUAUAAUUUAUUUUAUUGUAGUCGUUGAAAUUGUAACGGUUGACAUUAUUGUAAAGGAUCUAAGUAAGUGUAAUGUAUAAAUGUGAAAUAUCGUUCAGCGUGUAGUAUACAGCAAAAAGUUGGCUAAGGAAUCUCUACAAAAUGUUUGGAUUGAUAUUCAAAAUUAGCUGCUAUAUCUGAGAGAUUUUCUAUUGGGUGUAUGCCAAGACAUACUUUGAAGAUGUUACCACAAGAGUUUAAAUAUGUUUAUUUAUGUAGAGAGCUUGAGGAUAACGAAUAAAAUCUGAUUGAAAAUUCUAAA